This is a messenger RNA of Anopheles merus, 1287 nucleotides long. Its product is annotated as cell wall integrity and stress response component 1-like. The transcript has 4 exons. The record is from RefSeq and is a predicted model, not a curated record. NCBI's taxonomy places the organism in Eukaryota, Metazoa, Arthropoda, Insecta, Diptera, Culicidae. Bases 319 to 936 code for a protein of 205 amino acids.
UCGUCGACCGGAGAGUGCCUCCGACUGUUCAGAAACGAAACGCAGCGCCCAACGCGGGUGCUUUACACCGAGUCGGGUAUAUUUUUUCUUCGUCGACUGGAGAGUACUUCCGACUAUUAAGAAACGAGCGAUUCUGAGCCAAUACAAGCAACGGAAAAGGUAAUGCACCUGAUCCAUCUGGUUGGAACCUAUCCAUGCCUGCGGAAGGAUUCCGACCGGCAGUAUAAAAACCACGAAAUACGCCACCAGGCUUGGCGAGAAAUUGGAGCAGCGCUGGACGAAAAACCUGAGGAAGCCCAGGAAUAAUGGAAAAACCUUAUGAAUACCUACAGACGCACCAAAAAAGAAAUCGCACGAAGCCAAACAACGGGUUCCGGCGCCAGCAAAAUCUUGCAGGAUGUGUGGUACGACUACGAAGCCAUGUCGUUUCUGCACGACACAGUUGUUCCGCGUCGAACGCUAAAUAGUGCAAAUCUGGUAAAAACCCCUACGGCGUCAACCUCCAACGCUUGCUCUACAACCACCUCCACAGCUGCCCCUACAAAUACCUCCACCUCCACUGCUGCCCCUACAGCUACCUCCACCUCCACUGCUGCCUCAACAGCUACCUCAGACGUAGACAGUGGUAUGCUUCAGGGCCGAACGCCUUCCAAAGGUCAAAAGAGGAAGCUCGACCGUUCAACACGAUCACAGCAAAUUGCAGAUUGUUUAGAGACUGUUAAAGCCUUGGUAAACCCAGCUACUACUUCUGCAGCGUCCUGUUCCAAAGCCAGAGCUUUGGGUAGCUUAGUAGAAGCACAAGUUGCCACUUACGAGCAAAGUCACCCACAGUUCUGUGCAAAGCUUAUUCAUGCUGUGACAACAACAAUGAACGAGCAAAUUGAAAAUUUUUAUGAAGAUCAACUAGUGGAACACAAUGAUCAUGCCUACUUCUAAUUACCCAAGUGCCUAUUUGUUAGCUGUUUUACAUUGACAGUAAAUUCUAUGAACUUUUGGUACAAGAAAAAUAAAAAUUAAGAAUUUUGAUGAAAUAAUCUUCAUAACAGUACGAUUUAGCCUUUAACGCAUGAAUUUGUGUUAAUAAAAUAUAAAUGUUUUCUAUUGUUUGCUAAAAACGUAUCUUUCGCAGUUUGUAUAUUAAAUUGGGUGAUGAUUACUGGGCAGUUCGGUGGAGACAUUUAGGGUUCCCCAAGACGAUAGUUUAGGCCGAUUUCGUAGUACAGGCUGUCCUCGAGAUACACGGUACCUCUUAUUCGCGGAUUCGGAGAUACGCGGUUUUCAAAAUUC